AUAAUUCUUAUAAAACACUGUUUAAUUCAGUCUUAAAACAUUAAAUAUUGCCUUCCCACUUAUUCAUUCAACCGCAAACAUGGACAAUUUACCAGGUACUCGAGAUAAAAACCGCACGUCAGUAGAUAAUUAUUGUAGCAUUGAUACUGUUGAUACUGAAAAGAGCGGUGCCUGCGGCGGAGACGACGUCGAAAUGGGUCACAAGCACAAGGAAGACGAGGAACAAAGCCAGUGGUCGGCCGUUAAGGCAAAACUGACGAAUUUAACCCACAUCUGCACCUGUGCCUACACAUUAUUGGUGCUUUACUUGUGUGUGGCCGAAGAAAUCGUAUUUUUUACGUGGCAUCCACUUCUAUUGUCCAUCGGCUGGAUGUUCCUGAUGACUGAAGGGGUGCUGGCCCUUUCAAAGGACAAUUUCGUUUCCAAGUACUGCAGGCCGUUCCGCCUAAGGAGCCACUGGAUACCCCUGACAAUAGCAGUAGUUUUGUCCCUUGCGGGCUUCCUGGUGGCCUUCAUCAACAAAAACCGACUGAACAAAAACCACUUCGUGUCCUGGCACGCUCUGUUCGGAUUAAUAGGCCUCAUAUCCUCGAUACCCACCUGUUUGAAUGGCAUACCGGUGUUGUACAAGAGAGAAAUCAAGAAGUACAUCAGCCCGAAAAUUGCCAAGUUUGUGCACAUUGCUACUGGGGUAGCCACUGUGUUGUUCGGUGGUGUUUCCUUGUUUUUAAGUGUGUAUUCGAACUGGUUUCAGAAACGCACUUCGAGGAGUUACGUACCUUUCCUGUAUGGGUUGUUGUGUGUCUCGAUUGCCACUGUGGUUGUAUUACUUAAGCCGAUAAGGUCUUGUACCAAAUUUAUUGUCAAUUCUUUGAAGAAAUAACCAUUUUAUAUUGAACAAGGUGAUGAAAAUUUUGUAAAUAGUGUUAAUAUAUAUAUAACUGCCACUAUCAUAUGUUUAAUUGAUUAUGAUGAGAUUAAUUCAGUUCCUAUCAAUGGCAUAUGUACUAAAUAUUAAUUAAUUAAUAAUAAUUUUGAACCACGAAGACUAAAUUAUAUAUACAUUAUAUAACUAUAAAGAGUAUUUUAAACUGUUUUUGUAGUUCUUUAAAUAUUAUGAAUGAAUUAUUUUAAAAACAGCAUGUGAUGUGUACCAAUUAAAAAUUUUAAUAACCAUGUAACUUGUGAUAUAUUUUAAAAAUAAAACAGUGCAAUUUUUAUAUUUGUA
This is a messenger RNA of Aethina tumida (small hive beetle), 1228 nucleotides long. Its product is annotated as transmembrane reductase CYB561D2. The record is from RefSeq and is a predicted model, not a curated record. NCBI's taxonomy places the organism in Eukaryota, Metazoa, Arthropoda, Insecta, Coleoptera, Nitidulidae. Bases 80 to 883 code for a protein of 267 amino acids. Gene Ontology annotation, molecular function: transmembrane monodehydroascorbate reductase activity. The transcript has 2 exons.